This is a messenger RNA of Bemisia tabaci, 1421 nucleotides long. RefSeq names its product mitochondrial carnitine/acylcarnitine carrier protein. Gene Ontology annotation, molecular function: O-acyl-L-carnitine transmembrane transporter activity. Gene Ontology annotation, biological process: mitochondrial transport; carnitine transmembrane transport. Gene Ontology annotation, cellular component: mitochondrial envelope. NCBI's taxonomy places the organism in Eukaryota, Metazoa, Arthropoda, Insecta, Hemiptera, Aleyrodidae. The record is from RefSeq and is a predicted model, not a curated record.
UUAAGUUUGAUAAGAUUCGUAAACAUUGCCCGUGUCGCUUUUACUUUUGAUUGAUUUCCUUGAAUAUUCUGUAAUUAUAGUUCCCUAAAAAAGGAGGAUUGUAAACUCUAUCUUUUCCUCAUCCUUGAGACGCUUUGGUGUGCUAGUUUUCGCAUUUUCAAUGUCAUCCAAUUUGAAAUUAAUUCCCAGUUAGUAUUCUGUGCCGAUCCAUCAGUAACCUACCAGUAACUUUCCCUUUUUGUUUUGAAUACUUUUGAAGUACAGCAGCAGAAAUGUCUGAAGAGAAGAAAAUUACCUCAUCGAGUGAUCAAAAAGUGAACCCCAUCAAAGAUUUCAUCAGUGGUGGAGCGGGUGGUGUUUGUGCUGUUCUGAUCGGACAUCCUCUUGAUACCAUCAAAGUUCGUCUUCAAACUAUGCCACAAGUAACGGCAGGGCAGGCGCCUCUUUAUGCAGGAACAUUAGAUUGUGCAACAAAAAUCAUCAAAAAAGAAGGACCUUUGGGACUUUAUAAAGGAAUGGCAGCGCCAUUGACAGGAGUAGCACCAAUUUUUGCCUUAAGUUUCUUUGGGUUUGGCGUUGGGAAAAAAAUUCAACAAAAUAACGAAAAUGAACAGUUAAGUACAAGUCAACUUUUUUAUGCUGGAGCUUUUGCCGGAGUUUUCACAACCGUCAUCAUGGCUCCUGGUGAAAGGAUUAAAUGCCUCUUACAGAUCCAAGAGGGUUCAAAUGCCAAAUACAAAGGCCCUAUUGAUGUUGUAAAACAUUUGUAUAAAGAAGGAGGAAUUAGGAGUAUUUUUAAAGGCACUGCAGCGACUCUACUAAGAGAUAUUCCUGCCAGUGGAAUGUACUUCAUGACAUACGAAUCAAUAAAGAAAUAUUUAACACCUGCCGAUAGCCCGAACUCGGAUCCAGGAAUUUUCACAACUAUAUUUGCUGGCGGUAUGGCCGGUGUAUCCAACUGGCUGGUCGGAAUGCCCCCAGACACAUUGAAAAGUAGACUUCAAACUGCCCCGGAAGGAACGUAUCCUAAUGGCAUCAGGGAUGUCUUCAAAAAGCUAAGGAAAGAAGAGGGACUGAAAGCUCUGUACCGAGGGUGUGCACCCGUCAUGAUUCGAGCUUUCCCUGCCAAUGGAGCUUGUUUCGUUGGUUACGAAUUCGCACAAUCAGCUCUUGCAUGGGCAUUCCCAAACUGGUAGUAUUCAAUAAGUAUCUCAUAGAAUGUUUCCAUCUUCAGGCCAGUAAAUUCAUAACUCUAAUGCAAAAAGCAGAAAAAAAACUAUCCAGAGCCAAUAAAGAAAGCUGCUUCAAAUUUUUGCAAUAAUCAAGGUAAUGGAGAAUUUGCAUGCAAAUUUUUUAUUGCUUCAGCUAAAAGUGCUUAAAGAGCUUCACAGUAUUUUUUAAAAAAAAAUUCUGAAAUGGGA